Topomyia yanbarensis is the source of this 1530-nucleotide messenger RNA. RefSeq lists its product as uncharacterized. The coding region runs from base 17 to 859 and encodes 280 amino acids. NCBI's taxonomy places the organism in Eukaryota, Metazoa, Arthropoda, Insecta, Diptera, Culicidae. The transcript is spliced from 5 exons. The record is from RefSeq and is a predicted model, not a curated record.
AUCGACAGGUUGUUCCAUGUUUAUUUUUCGUAUAUCGAUGCGUUCUGUUUCGCUUCUUUUUUUUUAUUCAUUUCCCGUCAACUCGUCAGUUAUUCAGUCAGUCACUCGUCAGGAACGCGAUUUCCCAAAAAUGACCUUAAAACUACCGUUCCUGAUUACUUCCACGCUGCUGUGGCUCUACUGGAUGAAGGUACCGGACGUGGCCACUUCGUACUGCUCGGUCACGUGUCACCGGUUUCAGCGAACCGAGAGGACCGCUUUGUACGAGUUCGUGACCUACAGUGAAACGGUGGACAAGUGGCUAAGUUUGGCAUCAUUUGUGGCCACCGACCAGCGACCGAUAGGGAUCGGAAAAACGUACAAAGUUAUUAUGGACCAAACAAUUCUUCACUUCAAUAUAACGGACCACAUCGCAGGCGAACAUAUCGCACUGGAAGCACCAAAGAAUGUCCUCCACCCGCGGUUAGAAUUAUGGUUCUUCACCAAUUCGCCAACCAUUUGUGACCGAACCUCAGCCACCGAUGACGGUAGUGGAAGUUUAAGGGUUACAGCACCACGACAAUCACCGCUGUCGUCUUCAUCAUCAUCAUCAUCAUCGUCAUGCGGUGUGGUUGAAUUACAACCGCAAACCAAUCAUGAUUACGGUACCCGGCAGGAUCCGGUCGGAUGGUGUGGAACAGCGACUGCAGACCGGACCGCAAAUGUCAUUAGUGGUGGUGUGAAACACCAUCGACAUCGUCGUCAUCAGCAUCAUCAUCAUCAUCAUCAUCAUCGUGAACUCCGACAGCGGUCCCGGCAUCGCAGCAGUCUGGAAUUGAGCAGGCGACGCUUCUUUCAGCCUUAUUUCCGUAGAAGAUAGUGUAUAUAGGUACUAAGCAGUAGGCUACGGAGUGUCUGUUAGCUUAUUCGAAAAGGGUUUUGCUGGUCGGUAAAUGGAGUGUUCCUCCGGUAUAGGACUGUACUAAUAAUUAUGAAGCAUACUUACACAAAAAUGUGGAACUUUUCAACUAAAUGCUUACCGCGGUAAAUCCAAUUUAAUACUAUUUCGCAUAGACCUAAUCAGUUUUAUCAGCUACGAUGUUGAAUUUGUCGCAUCGAUUGUCGAGUCACUUUGUCAGAAAGCGCCAGCUCCUGUGAUCGAAGCAAUGUUCAGCGUGCUGCUAAUACUGUCCGUGGCUGAGACGAUGGUGACUUCAACUAACCUAGGAGACCGUCCUCUGAGCGAGAUCUGUUCCCCGCAGUGUUUGCCAAGUUGCUUCGAAGAAAUCGCUCAUUGCUACUUCUGGGCCUGUCCGGAUGUUUGCUGUACUCGAGCAGUUCAAUGUAACAGGCGUAAAUUCUGGGGAGCCAUAGUUUGAUGUUUCUUGAAAGAUUUCCUCUAAUUUUGGGAGAUCUUACAGACAAGUUGUUGAAAGUUACAUCUUGGUGGAAAUGUUUGAAAUAAAUUGUGAUACAUAGAUGUAGUGCUAGCGUUUAUAAAAACCUUUCCUCAAUGUGCCUAGUAGUAGAUAUUAUGACAGACCCUCUCGU